This is a messenger RNA of Capsaspora owczarzaki ATCC 30864, 1385 nucleotides long. Its product is annotated as alkylated DNA repair protein. Gene Ontology annotation, biological process: DNA alkylation repair; DNA repair. Gene Ontology annotation, molecular function: dioxygenase activity. The record is from RefSeq and is a predicted model, not a curated record. NCBI's taxonomy places the organism in Eukaryota, Filasterea, Ministeriida, Capsasporidae. Gene Ontology annotation, cellular component: nucleus. The transcript is spliced from 2 exons. Bases 28 to 1233 code for a protein of 401 amino acids.
CUGCUCUUUUGUUGCAGAAUUAUUCCAAUGGAUAGAUUUCUCUCGCGAAGACCGCACGACAACGUUGACGACGAUGCAAUAUCAAGCAAACGCGUGCGAAUCGAAUCGCCAAAUAUGUCACGAGAUGGAGAUACCCCCGCCACUCCCGAUAAUUCUGGAGUCAUUGACUUGACGGAUGACGUUGAUUACAAUGAAGCCGACAAAGAUGCGUCGCGAGAUGAUGCCUCGCAAGGCAGAACCGGUCUCGAACUUCCACUUUUGGCACCAAUCUCCGCCGCGUUCGAUCGCGACACGUCGUCCAAGCAACGACCGUUUGAAAUCCGUCUGUGUGCUCGUCUACCACCUCCAAGAGUUAUUCCGUUAGCACGAGGAGGACCCGGCAGCAAACCUGACGGGAUGAUACUUCUCUGGCCACAGUGGCUGUCCAACUCGUGUGCCAGCACGCUGUCUGCCCUUCUGGUCCAGGGCCAUGAGCAUCAAGUGCAACAAAGGCGCAUCCGGGAGACCGCUGCAGCAGCCGGAACAUCCGCUGUGAACGAGCGGUCUGCCUCGAAUCUCACUGAACCCGCCUUCCAGUUUGAGUUCGAGCAACGACCGGUUGUCAUGUGGGGCAAAGAGGUGAUGCAGCCACGACUGGUCGCGUUUACCAACAAGCGAAACCAGCCCAUCAUUUACACGGGCCGCUCUGUGCCCUCACAGCCGUGGCCGGCGCUGUUCGACGAUAUUGCCUCUGCCAUUCGCCACACGGCCGCGGCUACCCUGGGGCUGUCUGCAGAUCGCUUGAAGCCAGCGUUGAGCACGCUAUCGGGAGAAAUGCUGCAGACAUUGCAGGGCGCCUCACCGGUUGCACUCGACCCGCAGUGCACCUCGAUGGUGUUGCCGAUCGAGGAGCGCUUUGCCUUCGACUCUGCCCACAUCAAUUGGUACCGCAACGGAGAUGAUUACAUUGGCAAGCACACGGAUGAAGAUCUGCAGCUCUGGGGCCCGCAGCCCGUGAUUGCUUCGCUAACGCUGGGUGCAACGCGCGACUUUAUCGUCACAUCCCGAAAAGGGGCUCUUCCCCCGAACACGCCACCCCAGCGCAUCGAAGUAGCUCUGCCGCCUGGAUCGCUACUGUUGAUGACUGGUGGAAUGCAAGAAUUCUGGAACCAUGAGGUGCCCAAACGCAAGGGCGUCCCGAAUUCUCGCUUCAACAUCACCUUUCGGCGCAUGGUGUCUGCGAAACAGGCCUGAGUGCGACAAGCAGGUCAUUAUCCAAGGAGACGAAUUCGUCUGCCUCUGGUGCUGAAUGAUGACUCGGAUUGAAAACAACCGUUUCUGAAACAAUCUUGAUUUGAACAAAACCUCCCUUUUCUGUACAAUAAAUAUUGAAUGAGAAAUACAAC